CUGCAUGUCCGAACAUCUAGCAAGUCCAGCUUACUCAGGACGCAAGAAGUUUGCUGACAUCAUUUUAAUGUCACCUCUUAGACAUGUGCUUGCCAUGCGAUACUGACUCACGAAUGAUUGGUCCGCUGCCUAGUCACCUCCUCUGCUGCAACUUUCAACCUCAUCGACAUCCCUGAAUCUAUCGUCUGCCGACAGAAGAAUACUACUGUCUGCGGUCGUCAUCUUUGAAGUCUGAAUCACAUCAACUUACCCAAAGUUUUGUUCAGGACUUACCCAAAGACUUUCAUCAUGUCGCAAAAGAACAUCAGUCUGGACUCCGAGCACCCUCCUUCUUAUGAGUCACUCCACAGUCCAAAUCCCCAAACGUUUGUAUCCAAAAAAUCUGCCAUCGAAGUCAACCAUUCGCCGACUACGGACCUCGAGUACGAAGACUGGGUCCAUCACAACCAUCCCUGCGUAUCCAUCUGGUCCCGCCGCUUCGGAACGAGAACCCCUAGCCACGUAAAUGUCUCCUUUGGAAUAAGCCGCGACGAGAAAGCGACAACACCGGAUAUCUUCUUCACCUGCAACUUUCAGCCAAGGAGAUCUGAUAAUGUAUAUCAAGACAAAGAGAGAAUCAAGAGAGCAUGCUGUACUGUGGCGGCAUUUACCCAGCUGCACAGAGGUUCUGGACGGCACUAUUGCGAAUGUGAUUGGAACAUGUUUCAAGAUUCGAAGCAUAUGUGCCUUGCCAACCCGAAGGGAUGGUGGAGAUUUCAUAAGUGGUUGCAGGCUGCAAAGGCCAGGAGGGCUAUAAGAACGCAUGAUAGAUUGUGUUCGUGCGGAUGCUUUGAGGGAGGCUAGAUUAUGGGAGAGACGAGGUCAGUGAUCCAGGAUGUCCGGGCUCCCGGUACGGCCUCUCAGUCCAGCUGACGAUGAUGAUUAGCACCGUUCACAACAGUGAGGGAGGCCCAUUUCCUGGAAGGCACUGGCCUGAUGUUUUUACGUACCUUCUUUCCUACAACAUCUUGUUCAUGAGGUUGAUGCCCCUAAAUGGCACCGGACAACACGACUCCUAAGGCACAUAGCCCCAACCAUCUAGUUUGGCUGGAAUGACAGCCCUGACUUUCAGCGAUCUUUCCUCCUCGACAUGUUUUGUUCAGCUUAAGUGCUCGAAGUUGCGAAUCACAAACCUCUUG
This is a messenger RNA of Aureobasidium pullulans EXF-150, 1178 nucleotides long. RefSeq lists its product as uncharacterized. The transcript has a single exon. Lineage: Eukaryota; Fungi; Ascomycota; Dothideomycetes; Dothideales; Saccotheciaceae. The coding region runs from base 289 to 843 and encodes 184 amino acids. The record is from RefSeq and is a predicted model, not a curated record.